Molecule: messenger RNA, 911 nt
Organism: Cariama cristata (Red-legged seriema)
Lineage: Eukaryota; Metazoa; Chordata; Aves; Cariamiformes; Cariamidae
Gene: VPS26C
Product: Down syndrome critical region gene 3
Exons: 7
Biological process (GO): intracellular protein transport
Cellular component (GO): endosome
Source: RefSeq, a predicted model, not a curated record
GAAGUUCUUUCUGGAGUCGUGGUCAUAACAAGUAAGGACACAGUCCAGCACCAAGGUAUCUCGUUAACGAUGGAAGGAUCAGUAAAUCUGCAGCUUAGUGCCAAAAGUGUGGGGGUGUUCGAGGCUUUCUAUAACUCUGUCAAGCCUAUUCAGAUUAUUAACAGCACCAUUGAAAUGGUAAAACCAGGUAAACUUCCCAGUGGCAAGACAGAAAUCCCAUUUGAAUUUCCUUUGCAUAUGAAGGGGAACAAAGUUCUGUACGAGACCUAUCAUGGUGUCUUUGUUAAUAUUCAGUAUACCCUGCGGUGUGAUAUGCGACGUUCUCUGCUGGCAAAAGACCUAACUAAGACUUGUGAAUUCAUUGUCCACUCACUGUCACAGAAAGGGAAACUGAUGCCAAGCCCAGUAGACUUCACCAUUACUCCUGAAACUUUGCAAAAUGUUAAAGAGAGAGCUUCACUUCCAAAAUUUCUCAUCAGAGGUCAUCUCAGCUCUACCAACUGUAUCAUUACCCAGCCGCUGACCGGGGAGCUGGUAGUGGAGAAUGCUGAGGCUGCAGUCAAAAGUAUUGAGCUGCAGUUAGUCCGUGUGGAAACCUGUGGGUGUGCAGAAGGUUACGCCAGAGACGCCACAGAGAUACAGAACAUUCAGAUUGCCGACGGGGACGUCUGCAGGGGCCUGCCCAUUCCUAUAUACAUGGUGUUUCCCAGGUUGUUCACCUGCCCUACCUUGGAAACGACAAACUUCAAAGUCGAGUUUGAAGUGAACAUUGUUGUCCUUCUGCAUGACGAUCAUCUCAUCACAGAGAACUUUCCGCUGAAGCUCUGCAGGAUGUAAAUGGCCAGAGGAGAAAUCACUUCAGGAUUUACUGAAAAAGGACAGAAUUUGUCAGAGGCGAAGUAAAAUUUGAU